AAAAAAAAAUUUCUUUAUUUUUGUUAAAAGUUAACUCUUUGCAAAAUUCUAUAACAAAGUCAAGUCUUUCCAUGAAUCAUGUUGUUAUCUUGGUUAACCUUUCAUAACAACUGUCAGCAAAAUACAAAAACAGGAAUCUUUUUGUUUGUUUCUCAUUUUUGAUUAAUAAGCUUGAGGCCAAUAUGUUACUCUGUGGUAUACAAUGUUCUCCUGUCCUAGCUUAAGAGAAUGCUUUCAAAAUAUUUAAUUUCUUGAGUCAGCAGGAUAAUUUCUCUAAGUAUUUUUCAAGUCUAAACUGGUUCUAUUUCUUCUUGGCAUCUUACAUUAUUUCAGGGUCCUUGAGGAAGUGGAUUCUUAACUGAGUUGAAAAUCGACUAGAGCUUCUUUUAUAUCCACUGUCCGUUGAAGGAACUCGGGGAUAUAUAUUGUCAACAUCUGGUCUUUUUAUGGAGAUAAAAUCUGGUCACUCGUCUCCUGUAAUGACUGAUAUUCCACCGAUAAGCAACUCAAGAUUAACCAUUCGUCAGAAUAGACUACUAUGCUCAUCAGCAGCGCUCUCACAGAACAACAAUCUUUUGCUAACCGUUCCCAGAAAGAAAACUGGGAUUCUUGAUGAUGUCAAGUCUUGUGGUUGGCUCGAUGCAAUGAAAUCUUCUUCUCCUCCCCCAGCAAUACUUAACAAAGAUAGCAUUAGCAGCGAUGCCAGUUACCGCGAAUGGACGCUCAAGUAUCCAUCAGCUCUUACUAGUUUUGAGAAAAUCAUGAGUUUUGCAAAAGGGAAAAGAAUAGCAUUGUUUCUUGAUUAUGAUGGCACACUUUCGCCUAUAGUUGAGGAACCUGACUGCGCUUACAUGUCUAGUGCUAUGCGUACUGCGGUGCAAAACGUUGCCAAGUACUUCCCAACCGCGAUCAUUAGUGGAAGAAGCCGUGAUAAGGUGUGUGAGUUUGUUGGAUUGAGUGAACUUUAUUACGCCGGAAGCCACGGAAUGGACAUCAUGAGUCCUGCAGGAGAAUCUUUAAACCAUGAACAUCUCAGCCGUACUGUAUCAGUUAACGAACAGGGGAAAGAUGUCAAUCUAUUCCAGCCUGCUAGCGAGUUUCUACCGAUGAUUGAUAAGGUGCUUUGUUCGCUUGUGGAGAUUACAAAAGAUAUCAAAGGGGUGAAAGUAGAAGACAACAAGUUCUGCAUCUCUGUGCAUUACCGCAAUGUAGAAGAAAAGAACUGGACAUUGGUUGCACAACGCGUUGAGUAUGUCAUUAGAACAUAUCCAAAGCUACGUCUAACACAUGGCCGGAAGGUUUUAGAGAUCCGUCCAGUUAUUGACUGGAACAAAGGAAAAGCUGUGACAUUUUUACUCGAAUCUCUUGGCCUAAACAACUGUGAUGAUGUUCUUCCAAUCUAUGUCGGGGAUGAUCGAACAGAUGAAGAUGCAUUUAAGGUGUUACGAGAUGGACCAAACCACGGGUAUGGUGUAUUAGUCUCUGCUGUGCCUAAAGACACCAAUGCCUUUUACUCUCUUCGUGACCCAUCCGAGGUGAUGGAGUUUCUGAAAUCAUUAGUGACAUGGAAGAGAUCAAUGGUUUAAUAGAAGAACAAGAAGAUGAAGUAGAAGAAAAUGGCUGACUAUAUAAUAUAUAUUUAUAUAUAUAUAUGGAAGUUAGAAAAUUAUUGUUGUUAUACAGAGGGAAUGGAGAAAGAGAUGAUGCAAAAGUAAAGCAUUUAGUAUUCUUUCUUGGUUGGUUUUUUCUUGAAGUUGCUUAACUACAGUUGAGAUUUUAAUGUAAGGGCGGCGUAGGAAGGAGAGAUCACAUGAAGGCUUAAAACAUGCCGGAGAUCCUUUUCCCUAUCAAUCUCUCAUCAUCAUUUUCCUCUGAAACUGUAAAUUCUUCUUUCAGUUCUGGCAACAGUUUAUCAUAUUUACUAAAUCCCGGCUUAAAUCAAAUAAUUUGUUUCAUUCUG
Molecule: messenger RNA, 1960 nt
Organism: Brassica rapa (field mustard)
Lineage: Eukaryota; Viridiplantae; Streptophyta; Magnoliopsida; Brassicales; Brassicaceae
Product: trehalose-phosphate phosphatase A
Biological process (GO): trehalose biosynthetic process
Molecular function (GO): trehalose-phosphatase activity
Source: RefSeq, a predicted model, not a curated record